Nicotiana attenuata is the source of this 1366-nucleotide messenger RNA. RefSeq names its product ATP-dependent RNA helicase DBP2-like. Lineage: Eukaryota; Viridiplantae; Streptophyta; Magnoliopsida; Solanales; Solanaceae. Gene Ontology annotation, molecular function: nucleic acid binding; RNA helicase activity; ATP binding. The record is from RefSeq and is a predicted model, not a curated record. The transcript is spliced from 11 exons. The coding region runs from base 158 to 1366 and encodes 402 amino acids.
UCCCAAAAACAUAGAUGUCAUCCCAGUGUUUGAAAGCGCAGGCUUUUCAGCAUUCCACUUAAAUCACACUCCUUUUGUUUCUAGAACUAGAAUAGAUAUUAGCAGUCUCAUCUUAUCCCGCGAAAAAAAUUAUACUCCUGAAGUAAUUCUCUACACCAUGUCUUAUGUACCUCCUCACCUGAGAAAUUCUUCUGCCGGCAAAACCACCACUCUGAACAGUAACGGCGCCGGCGCCGAUUACUUCUCAUCAAAACGCAGCUCGCAUCAGUCCAGAAUUCAUUGCAAUGGCGAGCUUGACAAGUCCUCGUCCAACGGAUACUCUAAUUCAUCUCGCCGGAGCUCCGUUAAUUACUCGACGGCAUCGAGAACGGCCAUCCCUGACCCUGAGUUUCCCCAGUGGAAGCCUUCCGAACGAGUUCUCCGUCUUAAAUCCGAGCAGAUAGAAGAGAUUCGAUUAAGGCUUAACGUUGAUGUAAAUGUUGCCCCAGGCUCAAGUUCUGCACCUGCACCUAUUGAAUCAUUUCCUGAUAUGUGCUUGCAUCCUAGCAUCAUGAAGGAUAUUGAAAAGCAUGGCUACACUGCACCGACUUCUAUUCAGGCUCAAUCCAUGCCAGUUGCUCUUAGUGGAAGAGAUCUCUUGGGUUGUGCUGAAACUGGUAGUGGGAAGACCGCCGCGUUCAGCAUACCUAUGAUACAGCACUGUUUGGCUCAACAACCUCUUCAACGUGGUGAUGGACCUUUGGCAUUAGUGUUGGCGCCUACGAGAGAGCUUGCACAACAAAUAGAGAAAGAGGUUACGGCUUUCAGCCUGUCACUGGAUUCCUUUAAGACCGCAAUUGUUGUAGGUGGGACAAACAUUAGUGAACAGAGGUCUGAACUUCGAGCAGGGGUACAUAUAGUGGUUGCUACUCCAGGAAGACUUAUAGAUCAUUUACAGCAAGGAAAUACUUCCCUCUGCAGGAUCUCUUUUGUUGUUUUGGAUGAGGCUGAUAGAAUGCUUGAUAUGGGGUUUGAACCUCAGAUAAGAGAGGUGAUGCGAAAUCUUCCAGAAAAGCAUCAAACACUGCUCUUCAGUGCCACCAUGCCGACAGAAAUUGAAGCAUUGGCACAGGAUUACUUGACUAAUCCAGUGCGAAUAAAAGUUGGAAAAGUUAGCAGCCCGACUGCAAAUGUUUCCCAGAAUUUAGAGAAGGUACCUGAAAAUGAUAAGAUUGACCGACUUUUGGAUUUGUUGGUUGAGGAGGCAGCUCAAUCUGAAAGAUCUGGUCAUCCCUUCCCUUUGACCAUUGUAUUUGUGGAAAGGAAGGAAGUUCUGUGGUUUAAGGCCAGGAGUGAUCCAGAAGCAACUUUUGGACGGCAGCAGUAG